AUGAGAACAGACAAAUUAAGUUUGGCCGAUAUUUGUAAAUUGCAAUACGAUUUACAUGAGAAUAAUGAUUCCGAACCAGUGGAGAGCAAAAAACAGAAAGAAUUUUCUUUGCCAUCAUCAUUAAAAUUAUCUUCGCUCCAGAACGUAUGGAUAGUUGUCCGUGAUGAUAGGGAAUAUAUAUUAUUUGAUGAAGAAAAAUUUAUUUCCGAACGAGGGAAUGCCAUCCUGUCCUCUGUUGUGAAUGAACAUGACCGAUCAUCUCCUUUUGAAAAUUCAAUUGAUCCUAUCGAGUAUUUAAAAAGUGGAGAACUUGUGUUAUUUCCGAGACCAAAGCGAUCCUCAAGUGAUGAUGGACAGUCAUUCAAAAUUAUCAUUUCAUUACAAGAACUAUUGGAAUAUUACAGACAUUUUCCCAAUUUUCAUUGGUCCAAAUAUCCUCAACUAUUAGAAUUGAUUAGAAACAAUUUAUUGAGACAUGAGAAGCGGUCGUUAGAGAGACUGGAAGGAGAAUACCUUGAGUAUCAAAAACAACAAUUGGAUUUUAUGCGAGAAUAUCAUCGAUUUGUCUCGAGAUUUUCAUUAACAGAAUGGCUUUCGAAUUUAUUUAAAAUUCAUGUGUUGGGUGUGAAGAAGAAAGAAACUUCAGAAUUAAGAGAAGAAGAACCAAUCACUUCAAAAGACUUGACAAAAUCUCGAAUCAUGACAUCUUUUCGUCACCUUCUUCCAUACGUUACCUUAAUGGCUCUCUUUUGGAUUUUCAAACUACUCACCAAGCUUUUAUCAUUGAAACGACGGUGA
Messenger RNA from Naegleria lovaniensis, 798 nucleotides. RefSeq lists its product as uncharacterized. The transcript has a single exon. The record is from RefSeq and is a predicted model, not a curated record. Bases 1 to 798 code for a protein of 265 amino acids. Lineage: Eukaryota; Heterolobosea; Eutetramitea; Acrasida; Naegleriidae.